Messenger RNA from Arabis nemorensis, 678 nucleotides. NCBI's taxonomy places the organism in Eukaryota, Viridiplantae, Streptophyta, Magnoliopsida, Brassicales, Brassicaceae. The record is from the annotation of a GenBank genome assembly.
AUGUCGGAGAAGAAGAAAGAUGUCGGAGAAGAAGGAGGAUGCGAGAUGAAGGGAUCACUUCAUGACUCUGCCAUUACAGUUUUGGAGGCUGAGCUUACAGCGUUGAAGCGAGGAUUAACCGAAGCUGUGGAUUUUGGGAUCAAUCAUAUCUCAAUCUACUGCGAUGAAUUACAGAUUUACGAAUUGGUCCUAGGUUACAUGGAAACUCCGUCCGAUAGCGUUUUUUGUUUUGGAAAUGUUUCGAAAACCGAAACUCUUGGAAACUUUAUGGAAACGCUUUCUGAAAUCAGCAUAAGUAUGCCUCCUGUUCAGACGAAGACUUGCCUUAUAUGUUUCGAUGAAGAUUUCGAAGCUGAGCAGAUGUUUUCUGUUGGUUUAUGCGGUCAUCAAUUCUGCGUGGAAUGCGUUAAACAACAUAUAAGAGUGGGAAUGCUGGAGGGAAGUGUGAUGAGAUGUCCUCAUUAUUGCUGCGAGACUAAGCUUACUCUUACAAGCUGUGCCAAUCUUUUGACACCUAAACUACGAGAGAUGUGGGAACGAAAGAUGGAAGAGGAAUCUAUUCCUGUGGCGGACAGAGUUUACUGUCCAAAUCCGAUGUGCUCGGCUUUAGUAUCGAUAACAGGGAUCUCUAAAUCUAGAGGAAGCUGGAUUUAUGAGAAGCUGCUUCAAAUGUGGUAA